AUUAAACCUUGUGGCGAUAACUUCACAUUUGAUAAUUUGUGUGUAGUAUGUUUCUUAGUUGUGUUAUUUUAUCCAUUAGCAUAGUAUAAAUGUAUUUUGAGAUUUACAGCCUUUUGAAGGAAAAAUUAGACCGUCCUUCGAACCCUUCCAAAAUUAGUAUAUUCGUUGACGUGUAUCACAUUGAAAGCCCUGGUAAUAUUUUCGUCGACGUGUACCAUAUUGAAAGUCCUGGUCAUGGCUCUUGAUUUCUUCGCUGGUUGUUUGGGAGGGUGUGCUGGUGUGAUAGUUGGUCACCCCCUGGACACGGUAAAAGUACUCAUACAAACUCAAGACUCGAAAAACUUGAAAUACAAAGGGACAUUGGACUGUUUCAAAUCAAUCAUACGUCGAGAUGGAUUGCGAGGAAUAUACAAAGGAAUGUCCAGUCCUUUGGCAGGAGUAGCAGGAAUAAACGCGAUUGUUUUUGGUGUCUAUGGCAACACCCAAAAAAAUUUAUCAAACCCGGAUUCAUUAAAAAGCCACGCGAUAGCAGGAGCAACAGCAGGAUUGUUCCAGAGCUGUGUUUGCAGUCCUAUGGAGUUGGCGAAGUCCAGAUUACAAGUUACUUCGAGUAAAAGUGGACCUGUUAAAUGUUUAAAGAAUUUGUAUGAUUCCAAGGGGUUGAGAGGAGUCUUUAAAGGGUUAAACCUCACCAUUGCCCGUGAAGUUCCUGCCUAUGGUGCCUACUUCCUGACAUACGAAUACCUGGCAGGAUCAAAUUCCGAAGUAACGUCCACCAUAGACAUGCUCAUGGCAGGAGGAGUAGCAGGAAUGGUUUCAUGGACUAUAACAUAUCCAGUUGACGUGAUUAAGUCCAGAUUCCAAAUAGACGGUGUUACAAACACAAAAUACACAGGAGUUUUUGAUUGCCUAAAGAAAUCAGUACAAAGUGAAGGAAUCUCCAUUUUGUUUAGAGGACUUACUCCGACAAUUGCAAGAGCUUUUCCUGUUAACGCUGUCACUUUUACAGUUGUAACGUGGACAAUAAGGUUAAUGAAAGAUGAAAGUGUACAAGAAAAAUUCCAGAUUAGCAAUAAUAGUAAUUAUAAAUAUACAUUUAAUAUUGUCGACAAUAAUGGGUAUUCUGAGAGGGUGUCGCAAUAUUUUACUCCAAUGGUUUAUGAAUAAUGUAAUUAAAAAACCAUCCUAAGAGGUAUUUACAAUUAAAUUUUUGAGAUUUAUAUAAAAAGAUCGUAGAAACAGUUUGUUCAUGAUAUUUACAAUUAAAUUUUUGAGAUUUAUAUAUAUAAAAAGAUCGUAGAAACAGUUUGUUCAUGAUAUUUUAUUAUCUAGAAAAUAUGUAAACAAAUGUAAUAAGUUUAAUAAAUUUCAAUGAACUGUAGAAUUGAGUUGAAAUAUUCUUUAAGUUUUACUAAAUGUUACCUAGUUUAAUAAAUAACUUUGUUGCAUUUGUUAACCAAAAGCUCUUAUACACACAUAUUGUACAAUAUAUUAUAGUAUAAUAUACAAUGCAUACUUAUUUGUUUACUUAUCAAGCACCACUAAAUAAUGAUUAGGUGUUAACGUAAGAAAGCUUUUAUGCAUAACCAUUUUUCUGCUUGAUAAAUCUUACUUGUUGUUAAGUGUAUCAUCGUAAAAAUAAAUGUGGCAUGUCAUGUAAAAAUGCAAAAAUAAAGUGUUAUGCUAU
Messenger RNA from Brassicogethes aeneus, 1687 nucleotides. The record is from the annotation of a GenBank genome assembly. NCBI's taxonomy places the organism in Eukaryota, Metazoa, Arthropoda, Insecta, Coleoptera, Nitidulidae.